CUCUGUUUUGUCGAUCGCGAUGCUGAGUGUGCAGCGAAAAAAGCACUCAAUGCGCGAAAGCGUGACACAACUGUGCCAGCACCAGCAGCACAGCAGGUUCCCUCAUGCAUCUCGAAAAGCCUCCACCUCCAGAACGGUAGAGCAGGAGCUGGAGGCUCUCACGAGCUGACUAGUAGAACUAGCUGCGCCAUCAGUGGCACUGGGAAUGGCGUUACACUUACAGCUGAGCAGAGAGAUCUCAGCGGCACUUUGUCGCAAUCGACGUAUGGCGAAGCACCUCAGCCGAUGAGCACGGUCGUCGAUCAUAUUUCCUCGAACUCUUCUUCGACUUUUCAACGCGCGACUACGUACAGUGGCACGUCCUCUCAUAUGCAAAAAUUUGAAAACCAUUCGAAGAAUUAUAGCGCUUCUUUGGGAGCCGGAGCUGCUUCGAGCAACCUGCAGCAGCAGCAAACUGGUAAAUACGGUGGCUCGUGUCCACGAGGUGGGCGUGGUAGCUUCGGAAAGCGCAACAGUUGUAAGACGCAUAAUAACGCGAAAGGCAACGGCUGCUCUUCGACGAAUCAU
Amoebophrya sp. A25 is the source of this 567-nucleotide messenger RNA. Lineage: Eukaryota; Dinophyceae; Syndiniales; Amoebophryaceae. The record is from the annotation of a GenBank genome assembly.